This is a messenger RNA of Arachis ipaensis, 483 nucleotides long. The record is from RefSeq and is a predicted model, not a curated record. Lineage: Eukaryota; Viridiplantae; Streptophyta; Magnoliopsida; Fabales; Fabaceae.
AUGGGCGGAAACGAUUACAAUAUAGACGGUGGUGUGGAGUUUAGGGUUGACCACAGAUUCAAAAGCAGAGAGGCAGUAUUGCAAGGUGUGAAGAAUUACAACAUCUAUAGAAGUGUUGAGUACCGAGUCGUCGAGUCGUAUCGAUUAAAGUUGUAUCGUUUUUGGUCAAACAUAGAUAGAUAUGCAGCACCAAAUCAAAGACCAACAAUAUAUGACAUGCAUGAGAAAACGGUGGAUGAAAAAUAUUACUAUUCAUUUGAAUAUGUGCUUACUUCUCCAAAUUACUUAAGUGCCUCAUUUGCAACAAUUUCUAUAGGAAAUGGAAGGUACUGGCCGUUAAUUGUGGGAGCCAAUGAGAGACGAUGGAAAAUAUAUCGAGAUCAGCUCAAAGUGGUGGCGGAUUCUUUUCGGCUUCUUGACAUCUGAAAUGGCACUACACCAUUCACCACCUGUUCUAAUGUUUCUACUUUCUAUAGAUCAAGU